UUUAGUUCGCUUACGAUCUUGCCCGAAUUGAGAUCGUCUCAGCUACCGCCUUUGCUGAACCGCGAACCGCGAACCGCGAACCGCGAUCGAAACAAAACAAAUCAAAAUAAAUAAAUAGUACUCGCAACAACAGAAGCAGCAUGAGCGAAGAUCAACUUUCUCAAGAUUAGCUCAAUGGCUCUGGGGAGUGAUAACUCGGUCUGAGAAAAUAUUUUGGUACAAUAUCUGAAACAAACUGUCGGAACGUCACUAUUUUGAGGAGAGGGCUUGAAGAGGUCUGUCUGGAUGCGACUGCCCCCGAUACAGUUAAGAUCCGCGGCCGCCGAACCACAUCAUGCCACUCGAUCCGCGCCCGUCCACGCGCCAGGUUGUUUUCUAGAUCCCAUCCCCAAGAAGCCAGCUAAUUGCCCGCGAAAAUUAAGAAACAUUUGUGACCAACUGUGUGCAUGUGUGUUUGAGAGUCUGAGUGCCGGUGCCCCAAAGCGGAAGAGACCGAUGUGCCAAGUGAGAUCGCGACCCAAGUAAGACCAAUUAGGAUGGUGCAGAGCGAGAAUCCCAGCUGUCUGGGACCCGAGGAGCAGGAUGUGGAGGCCAACAGCCCAGGGGUUCGGGAUGAGUCCGAUGUUGAGUCCAGACUACUGGACAACGGCAAGGCCUACAACAAGGAGAGGGAGGCGGGCAUCAAUCUGGGGGACGAGGAGCCCACUCCCAGGACAGGCAAAACCAAAAAGAAGAAACAGAAAUCCGCGCAGGAUCGCCUUAUGACGGCGGAAAUCAACAAACUGCUGGAGGAAUCGCCGCUGGAGAAGAACGUGACUUGCGGCUUUUGGAUAUUCAAGGGAAAGUUCUACCAGCGCUUUGCCAAUCAAACAGCUUAUGUUCUACUCUACGGCAUCGUAGGCUGUAUCUUUUCGAUGACGUAUGCCUACUUCAAUGGCACGAUCACCACCAUUGAGAAGCGUUUUAAGAUACCCUCGAAGAACACAGGCAUUAUCUCGGUGGGAAAUGACAUUAGUCAGACUUUGGUGUCUGCAGUGCUGGCCUACUAUGCGGGAAAGGGCCAUCGGCCGAGAUGGAUUGGUUUGGUAAGACUUGUACAUUUACUGGUAAAGUUUUUCGCGUCUCCGGGAAUUAUAAAACUGUUUGCCUUAGGCCUUCUCACCAUCGUCCUGUUCUGCGUUCUAACCACCGCACCACAUUUUCUCUACGGACCCGGAGAGGAUGCACUGGCUCUGACCUCGGAGUUUGGCGGGAUGCCCGAUGAGAAUGCCACCAUGGAGGCCAUCGAGGAGCAGCGAUCGAAGACCCUUUGCCGCUUGAAUGGAGGCGGAGCGGAGUGCGAGGUCGGCGAAGGGAACUUCGCACCACAACUGCUGCUCUUUGUGGCGCAGUUUAUAUCCGGAAUUGGGGGAUCCCUGUACUACACUUUGGGUGUAUCUUACAUGGACGAUAACACUAAAAAGUCCAAGACUCCUGCUUUGCUGAGUCUCUCGUAUUUCCUGCGCAUGUUGGGUCCUGCCAUCGGAUAUGCUUUGGCAUCCUUCUGCCUGCGGCUAUACAUUGCACCGCAGAUGCAUCCGGUGAUCAACAACAAGGAUCCCCGCUGGCUGGGUGCCUGGUGGUUGGGCUGGCUGGUGAUGGGCGGUCUGCUCUCCUUCUCCGGCGUAUUCCUCUCCAUGUUUCCCAAGGAAUUACCCAGAGCAGUUGCCCGCCGGAAGGUGGAGGAGAACCGUCGGCGUGAAAAGGAGCGACUCUCGUUAAAGCACACGGAGAAGGAGCGCCUGACUGCCGAACUGGACCAGAAGGCACCGGUGGAGGCGAAAGCCUCCUUCCAGGACAUGCUGAAGACCUUCCGCCGCCUGAUCACCAACAAGACGUACAUGUGCAACACCCUGUCGAGCAUCUUCUACCUGGUGGGCUACACACCCUACUGGAUAUUCACGCCCAAGUACAUCGAGGUGCAGUACCGCCAGUCGGCGGCCACUUCCUCCAUGGUCACCGGAACAGUGGCUCUGGCCUUCUCCGCCGUGGGAGUGCUGCUGUCCGGCUUCAUCAUCUCACGGUAUAAGCCAAGGGCCAGAUAUAUGGCCGCUUGGAACGUGAUUGUGGGCUUCCUCACGGUGGCCGGAAUUCUGGCCUACGCUUUCAUCGGCUGCCCGGGCAAUGAGAGUUCGGUGAUAGUCAAUAUUCACGAUAGCUCCCUAGCUAGCAACACCACCACCUGCAAUUCGGCCUGCUCCUGCGACUACGUCCGGUACUCUCCAGUUUGUGGAGAAAACAAAAUGACCUACAUAUCCGCCUGCCAUGCGGGAUGCAAAAGUUUGCACGUCAAUUCGGAGGGGAAAAAGAUCUUCUAUGAUUGUUCCUGCAUUCCUGGCAACGAGAGCGGCAAUUCCACCAGCCAAUUCAAGCGCCUUACUAGCUCCGAUUUGAGCAGCGAUAACUUCGGCCAGGACACUUCGGCUCUAACCCAAUUGGAGGAUCUAGCGAAGGGGCAGGCGAUGCCCGGAGCCUGUCCUGUGAACUGCUGGACGCAAUUCGUGGCCUUUUUGGCCGUAAUGUGCUGCCUGAAGUUCGUGGGAGCUAGCGGCAGAGCCUCCAAUUUCCUGGUCUCCGUGCGUUGUGUUCCGGAAAAGGACAAGACGGCUGCCAUGGGCUUUGGCAUGACCCUGUGCUCGAUGCUGGCCUUCAUUCCCAGUCCGAUUUUCUUCGGUUGGGUCUUCGACAGGGUCUGCCUGGUGUGGGGCAAGACCUGCACAAAUAAGGGAAACUGCUGGCUCUACGAUCCGCUCUCCAUGAGAUACACCCUGAACUUCACCGCAGCCGUCUUUAUUGCCAUUGGAGCCAUUUUCGAUCUGGGGGUGUGGUACUACGCCAAGGACCUGCAAAUCUUCGACGAGGACGUUAAAGAGGUGGAGAUGAAGAUUGUGCAGCACGAGGAGGAGGCCAACAACGAGAAGAAUACAGAGAUCUAGACAUAAGUUAUUUUUACCCAUAAGUGCUGUGUCAAGCGAGAGUUUUGGUGCCUUGAGUUGUCAAUAUCCAUGUGUGAUUUCCCCUGUAGAGUCCAGUACCAUAAUAAACGGUAUUGUAACAGUAAGGUUGCCCCACUUUAUAUACUCGUAUGGUAAUUGCUGACAAUUAAAGAACAGAUCCCGAUUAGAAAGAUAAA
This is a messenger RNA of Drosophila gunungcola (fruit fly), 3172 nucleotides long. It is a transcript of the gene Oatp58Dc, whose product is annotated as solute carrier organic anion transporter family member 74D. Gene Ontology annotation, molecular function: protein binding. Gene Ontology annotation, cellular component: membrane. Lineage: Eukaryota; Metazoa; Arthropoda; Insecta; Diptera; Drosophilidae. The transcript is spliced from 7 exons. Gene Ontology annotation, biological process: transmembrane transport; sodium-independent organic anion transport. The record is from RefSeq and is a predicted model, not a curated record. The coding region runs from base 537 to 2975 and encodes 812 amino acids.